CAACUACUGCGCUGGGUGACAGGGGGAGGGAGAAGUGGAGGGGUCCGGGGGUGACAUGUGUGACAGCCGGGGAGGCUCAGGAUGAAGUACUGCUGAUGGCAGAGUGAUAAAAGAGCAAAGAGGAUUGAGAAUUUGUCUAUGGAGUAGAAAAACUGACCGGGUGUAAACAUGGCGCGGCUCCAGCUGGUGGAGCCAGUGAUGGCAAUUUACUGCUUUGCAAGUUUUCUCAGUUUCCCAAUAAUUGGGCAGUACAUCUAUCACAGAAUGUGGGAAAAUGAAUUUAAUACCACUGUUACCUUCAGUGACAACGUAUCACACUGUGAAACCAACCAGAGCAACCCUAGCUAUAUCCAUCAGAAGGAGGUACAGAAGCGAGCUUCUAUGUUCUCUACAACUUUGGAUUUAAGUUCCCUUAUCCCAAGUCUUCUAAUGGCCUUAAUACUGGUAUCCUAUGGCGAUUAUCAUGGACGGAAGGCAUCUUUAUUACUGCCCUCCAUAGGCGGCUUAGUCACCAUCGUUGCUUAUUGUUCAGCUGCUUUCUUUGAGCUGCCGCUUGAAAUCUUGUAUCUGUCUUCAGUAUUCAGUGGAUUCCUGGGUGGUUUUGCUACAUUUAUCGGAGGCUGUUUUUCCUACAUUGCAGACAUAGCAAAGGACGUCCAGAAUAAGAACAUUCGCAUAGCUUUUAUUGACAUGGUUUUGGGGGUGUCAAGUGGGGUUGCAGGGAUCACCUCUGGGUACAUCAUCACUACAAUGGGAUUUAAAUGGUCAUUUGCCAUACCAGCAAUUCUGCACAUUAUAAAUAUUUUAUACAUCAUUUUUUUACUGGAAGAAACUGUAAAAAGGUCCGAAUUUUAUCAACCUGUACUGAGCAAAGAAGGCUUUAAGGAACUCUUCUCCGGGGUCUUUUUAUUGUUUAAGCAUUCGUCCUGCAAGAAACGCAUGACGAUCAGCCUCCUGUUGUUUGCUUUUAUGGCUUUUUUGUUUGCUAAUUUCGGAGCUGUAACCCUGUUUACUUUAUAUGAGCUGGACUCACCUCUCUGCUGGGACCCGGUACUCAUCGGAUGGGGGUCGGCCCUGUCAACGUUUUGCUUUGUGGGCAGCUUCCUCGGUGUUUACCUGCUCACACGCUGUCUGAAAGAUGCCUACAUCGUCUUCAUUGGAAUAACGUCUUGGAUUGCAGGGAUCGUUAUGGCUGCAUUUGCCACAACAACCACCACCAUGAUGUUAGUGAGAGUUCCUCUUCUGUUCUCUGCAAUGCCUCUUCCAGUGAUACGGUCAAUGAUGUCCAAAGUAGUUUUGGAAAAUGAACAAGGCGCUCUGUUUGCAUGCAUUGCCUGUCUGGAGAGUUUAACUGGAAGCCUGACCAUUGCUAUCUUCAACAGCAUCUACGCAGCCACUGUCUUGUGGUUUCCUGGCUUUUGUUUCCUGUUAUCAGCUGGACUCAGCUUAAUUCCAUUUGGAGUAGUGUGGUUCUUGCUGUGUGUUGACUAUGAAGAAAAGGAUCAUGUUCUUCUUGUAAAUGAAGAAUACAGCACUGAAGUAGAAUCUUGAAUGACAGAAAUCUUUUUCACAAGCACUUUAAGCCUGAGAGCACUUCACAUUGUCAUUUCCCCUCAAAUACUUCUCUUG
This is a messenger RNA of Nanorana parkeri, 1629 nucleotides long. It is a transcript of the gene SLC46A3, whose product is annotated as solute carrier family 46 member 3. The record is from RefSeq and is a predicted model, not a curated record. Gene Ontology annotation, biological process: vacuolar transmembrane transport. Gene Ontology annotation, cellular component: lysosomal membrane. NCBI's taxonomy places the organism in Eukaryota, Metazoa, Chordata, Amphibia, Anura, Dicroglossidae. The coding region runs from base 169 to 1551 and encodes 460 amino acids. Gene Ontology annotation, molecular function: transmembrane transporter activity. The transcript has 6 exons.